UUUUCAUUUAAUUUCAUAAUACAAUGAAUUUAUCAUUUUAUAGGUUUGCCUACAUCUUGCUCGCACCAAUGCUGCAUGAGGCAAGACAUUUUUCCAGAGGUUUGGUUGGAAACAAUAAUUCUCGACAUUAAACAAUUAACAGGAUGAGCUGGAAAAUAUUUACUUUUCAUGGAGGGUUCCGCCCAAACACUUCAGUGAUCGCAUUUUUCUGCUAUUUCAUACAAAGACACGCUGCUGAAUGAACGUCUCUUCUCUGCUCACAUGCACUAAUGUCCACUCUCUGGCAGCACAGAGCAGUGUGUGUGUCGGCGGAUCAGAUCAAGCUUUGGUUGGGUGUUUCUCUUUAAUUCUGCGGCAUCUCUCUCUCUGUAUGCGGGCCUGCUGCUCUGGAGGAGGGCGGGCCGUGAACACAACGAGCAGAUUUCGGACAGUAAACUAACUGAUGCGACAUGUUGCCUCCGGAGCGUGGGCUCGGGGGUGAUUUCAGCACGCAGCUCGACUAACUUGGUUUGCAUUGAUUGAAUUUGGGACUGGCAUGCAGCGCUUCAAGUUGAACAAAGGCCCCGUCUGCUGUCUGAAAACUGACCUAAACCCUCAGAGGCUCGGCGGACUUUGGAGACAUUCUGCAGAGGCGUUUUUGCGCAGCACGGAAACCCAACGCACAGGGGAUGAUCUCCCGGUCAACUAAUAAGACAGGCGACUAUAAGUGAAACUACGGUUAUUAAGGGACACACAGGCAGCCUCUGCGCCCCUGUGUAGCGGUCCAAGAUGAUGUCACUGAUAGAUCUGGACGAUGAUCAGCGAUGGGUGCCCACUCAUGUGAAUGUCACCGUCCUGUGCGCAAGAGGACUGCGAACCAAGGGCAAGCACGGCAGCCGCUACCUCUACACCAUCAUCCAGGUGGGGAAGGAGAAGUACACCACCGGGUUGGUGGAGAAGGCGGAGGUACCCGAGUGGAGCGAGGAGUGCUGCUUCGAGCUGCUCCCCGGGAUCCUGGAGCACGGCGGCCGGAGCGCCUACCCCCCGGGGAGCGGGGACCUGGUCCUCACCGUCAUGCACCGGGUGCUUAUCGGACUUGACGUGUUUCUCGGUCAAACCAUCAUUCCUCUUGAUAAGAUAUUUCAGGACGGAGUGUGUCCUCGAGAUGAAUGGUUCAAGCUCAACUCUAAGGCAGGAAGGAAGGAGAAGGAACGUGGUGAGCUUCAGGUAACAGUCCAGUUCACCCGCAACAACAUGACAGCCAGCAUGUUCGACCUCACCAUGAAGGACAAACCUCGCUCUGCUUUUGGCAAGCUCAAGGAUCGCGUCACAGGGAGGAAGAGGGGGGACAUGGAGUCUUCCUCAGCCAUUGUGCCAGGCCGCUAUGCUGCCCUGUCAGGAUCCCUGGGGCAGCCUUUUGGAGAGGAGGACGUAGGGGCGGUGGAGUCACCAGAUGUAGAGAUAGCAGAGGAGAAGAAGAGCAAGAUGAAAGAUUUCUUCAAAGGAAGGCUGCGCAAGUCGUCUGAUACCAGGUCAUGCUCAUCGCUGGCUUCAGAGAGUAGUAUUUCUUCCAUGGCCAGCGAUAACCCCGGCCCUCCACCCAGUCUGGAUCUGCUGUCAGACCCUCCCAGCUCUCCCAUUUACACUAGCAAAGUGAGAGUGGACACCCACUAUGGAGAGACAGAUUUAGCUAAAAAAGUGCUCACCAGCCAGCACACCACAAAGGUUCUCACACACAAGCGAGCCUUCAGUGAUGAAGCUAGUAAGAUUUCAACAGCCUUCCCUCGAACAAAUCUUGCAGUGGAGUCUCUCAAGGGUCAGACCAUGACUCAGUCCAAGUCUUCCUUGUGUAUAAAUGGAAGCCACGUCUAUGACUCCGAGCCAUCAACUCCAAAGAGCUCAGGAGCCCAUUCGUCCAAGCUGGUCCUGCUGGAGAAGUGCUCCCCGCUCUCUCGUUCCCUGCAGAACCUCACCAGGCGAAGUGAGGACAAAGGUUCCUUUGCCGAGGGCAGACGCUGGUCCUUUGACAAGAUGAAGAAAGAGGAAAAGGAAGAAGAAAAAGAAGCUCAGGCAUCAUCUCCCCCAAUUCACCAAGCUCAGAUAGGAGGUCGCCCUGUGGAGACAGCGAUGCCAGUCAUCUCUUCUGCUGCUGAUUCACCUGAGAAAGGGAGGAAGCUAAGAAAGACUUUAUUCUCUGGAGGGAGGAGUGAUUCCCUCCCAGCUAAGUCAGACCUGAACCAGGCCAGUUCUACAUCUGAGGGGAGGCUCAGAGGCUGGUUUGGCUCCGCCGACUCCCAGAACAAGCCAAGGCUGGAAGUUUCUCCUAAGGUAGAAAGCAGCUCAGAUGUACCCCCUCCCCUCCCUCCUCGCUCCCCUGUACCCCCUCAAUCCGAUCAUGUCUCACCUGAUGACCGCAAUCACACCAAUCCCUUCACCCCCUCUUCCUCUCCCUCCUCAACCCCCAUCUCCCCUUCCAAUCCUUUCCCCUCACGUAUGCAGCGCAACCCCUUUUUUGAGGAGCUCAUAGCUGAAGAGUUGCAGAGGUCCCCUCCUUUUGCGUCUUGCUCUUCUUCUGGCUCAUCUCCCUUUCAUUACACUACUCUACCCUCCCAGCCCUGCACACCCAGCCUUGCUCAUGAUGUUAAUGCUACAAAUAUGGCUUCCAUAAAGCGGGAGCGCCCCAGGCCAGUAGCUAGACAGAUAUCUCUUCCUGCAUUACUACCCAAAGCAGCCACACCUAACUCCCCUAACCACUCCGCCCCUCGCUCCAUGUCAGAGAGUGCAGGAGAAUGGGAUGACUCGUUUGAUGCCUUUGCCUCCAGCAGGCUUAACUCUCCUAAAGGGAGUCUUCCUCAGAAACAGCUGAGAACCAGUUCAGCUUCAUCUCAUAGACAUAGUUAUCUUCCAGUUAAUACUAAUAAUCACGCACAAGAGCUGCAAACAUGUGAAGAGGAGCCUCCACCUUUGCCUCCAAGGAAACUUUUAAGAACUUCAGUGAACGAGAUUUAUUCUGAUGGCUGGCUGCACAGAGGUCAAGAGCUAGCUGUCCAUAAAGAAGCCUACCUCCUCUCGCAGACUGGCGUGGCCUCGCUGCAACGCGGAAGAGAAGGAGAAUGCAAAAGAAACAGUAUAUCUCCUGACCCUCACACGAGCAGCGAGACUUCUGACUCUCUCAGCGUUAACUCUCAACCAUACACAAAUAUUACGUCACCGGGAUUCAUGUCCGAGGAAAAGCUCAAAAAGUUCAAAUAUGAACCUUUAGAAGAUGAAACUGACUGCUGGGGAGGGAUGUUGUUUGAGCAAGACUUGUAUGGACGUGUAUGCAGAGGAAACUAUGGACAACCCAAAGUAAACAGUCAUCAUUUAUUGUCGAACGCUAAAGAAACUACUGAAAAUAAGAUUGCAUCUAUGAACUCAGGGCCUAAAAUGGUUCUUGAUAGUGAGAUAUCUGUUGCAGACCUUUUGGACACGUCAUCUACUACUCCCUCAAAGCCAGAUGCAAAGGUACUAGAUAUUUCAACUACUCCAGUAGAGGUGACAGAGUCUAAUGCGCCUGAAACCACGUGCAUCAACAAUAAUGUGUCUUUCUCACUAACCUUAGGAGAUCUGAACAUGAAUGUGAAUAAUUCAGAUUUUAGUUUUAUUGAUUCUGAUGGCUCUUCUCAGUCAGAGGUAGUUGAUACUCUCAAAGGCAUCAGCAGUUUUGGCGGGACUUUUCCACAACCAUCAGAAAAUUUACAAAUAGCCGCAUAUCACGCAGAGACAGUGGCCACACUUCAGGAUAUAUUCACUUUGAAGGACACCUACAUACCUGAGAUGAACUCUUCCUUUGAAAUAACUGCAUCAUCUAAUAAACUGUGUAAAGUCUCUCCAGUUUGCCAAGACAAUUGCCAAGAUUGUCAAUAUGAACUGAAUAACGUGGCACCUCAUGGUAACUCCAGGGUAAACAGAAGAGAGAUCGCUGCUUUGUCAUCACAAAAUCAAACAUCUAAUCCACCCGAUCUUCAAACUGAAUCCAGAGAAGAUUUAUCAAGAAGUGUUGAUGAUUUUCAAAAGACACAGAAGGACUUUGAUGAUAAUGGAAACCCACAAGCUAAAAUAGGCACACUUGACCAGAAGGAGUCAUUUUCAGGUGUGGUUAGUGCACGUUUUAGACCAAAAGGAGUGUCCCGACAGAACAGCAGUGGCAGCCCAAACAACCAAAGCAAAAGCGGAGACAGAGAGUUUGAACAGUUGUUAUCCCUCGUUCAAAAUAUUUCAGGAGUCAGCGAAGGACCAUUGUCAUAUCAGCCCACUAAAUCAGCUCUUUCUUCCUUACUGGCAUUAAAUAAACAGACAGAUUCGCAAGGAGAUCACGGCAACAAAGACCAAACACAUCACAGUGAGUCUAAUACAACGUCCCAAAUAUCUUCAAAAGACAACGCAACGUCUCUUCUUACAGAGAAUUGUGUAACAGGAAAAUCCUCUGACAUCAGUUUUGAAGACCUUCACGCAAAAGUAGCACCAAACUUGAGAACCCCUUCAAAGUCAAAGAUUGGGCAAUCUUUGCAAGAACCUGAACCCUCUUCUCCCUCCAUUCCUUGUGCGGCCUCCCUGUUAGCUGAUGCACAGGCUACGCUCCACCCUACCCCUGUCUGUUGCCCCUCCAUACAUCCCUCAAGCGUGGGGCCCAGUGCUGGAGCCAACACUUCUCUGGCUGUGGCCCCCUACACCUCCUCCUCCUACUGUACCACCUCCACCACAGACCAGCCCCUGGUCGAUGCACGGCACUCACUUUUGCCUGAGGAGACACAGCCAGCUAGCAACCUGCCCCAUCAGGAGAGCAGACCUCAUCCAGUGAAGCCAUUAACCUCCAGCCAAUCAGAGAAGAAGGAGGGUCGUUCGGUUCUAGAGAAGCUGAAGUCAACCAUCCACCCUGGACGCACCUCCCACCAGGUCACAGCAGAACCUGAGAGGAGUCAGGAGGUGACAGUGGACAACUCGGCCCAGUACCAACACCUGACCAACAUGGAGCUGAUCUCCCUGCUGCUGCAGCAGGAGAUGGACAUGCAGAAGCAGCAGGCGGCCUCCGAGCGGCAGGAGGCGCAGCUGCAGAAAUGUGAGGCUGAGCUGAAAAAGGUCAAGCUACAGGUUCGAGACCUGGAGGACUACAUUGAUAAUCUUUUACUGCGGAUCAUGGAGCAGACCCCCACGCUGCUUCAAGUGCGCACUAGACACAAGUGACGACAGUGCUAGUGUGUGUAUGGUGUAUUGCACAUGAUGUAUGAUCCUCUAGAAUACUGUUUCCUCAAGAGUAGUAUUGUUAUUUAAGACUGGGAAUCACUGUUCUAGAGACGGUCAAACAAAUAGUCCACAAAAUCUGAUCUCACAAUCAUCCAGGUCUUCUCACUGCUAAUACUGCCCUGUUGAUGUAGACACGAUAUUACCCAACAUGCAUGCUGGUUACUAUCCCAAUUUGGCACGUACAGAAAAUAGAACAAGUACUAUGAGAAAAAGCAUCUAUCAAAGCGGAUGCAAAUGAUUAUUUUACUCAUGCUUACUAGAAUAAUUUAAGGUAGUCAGCUGUUGUCAAUUUAAACUUUAAACUCACUGCUUUCACACAUGCAUAGAAUAAAAUACAGGUUAGAGAAAACACAUUUUGAAAUGCAUUUAAUGUCUUCCUCUGGCAAAAUAUGAUGUUAACUCAAGUAACCUUAAAACUGCAGCUGUCGAAGUGCAAAAACAACAUUUUGACACACGAUUUUCAUCUCAAACACUUUUAUGAAAUGCCAAGUGCACAAAGGUUAACUUGAGUUAAUUACAUAUUUUCUAAUAGAAUGUAAGAAAUGCUACAAAAAAAUAGCAACACAUCAUAAAAUGCUGCGUUGUAAUGUGAAUCCUAACAAAGAGAUGUUUCUGCAUUAACAUUGCUGUAUGAUAAAAAACUAUUCUCAUUUUUGUGCGAGAAAAUACUAAAGAGGAUGAAGACUUGUUGUUUACAUCUUGUUUCUUUGUUUUCUUUUUCUUUUUUUAUCCAAAUACUGUGUUCAUUAAACAUUUCUUGUUACCCGCUAGAACAACAAGAAUGUUUUAGAAUAUUUUUGUUUUGUUGUCCAUUCUGCAAUUAUUUUUGAAAUAGCAACAUUUUGCUGUAGAAAUAACAAAGCAUCAAUGCACUAAGUAAGAGUAUUAUAAGUUAUUUGUAUAAAAUACUUUUGUCAUGAUAAUAUAUUGUCUAAUAUCAUUCUAGCACCACUGUAGUUACUUGCAAUGCUUUACAUGACCGCAGUACUGUACUGUAGUAAAAUAAAGUGCACAUGAACCAAA
Messenger RNA from Siniperca chuatsi (mandarin fish), 6285 nucleotides. It is a transcript of the gene rab11fip5b, whose product is annotated as rab11 family-interacting protein 5. The record is from RefSeq and is a predicted model, not a curated record. The transcript has 6 exons. The coding region runs from base 769 to 5202 and encodes 1477 amino acids. NCBI's taxonomy places the organism in Eukaryota, Metazoa, Chordata, Actinopteri, Centrarchiformes, Sinipercidae. Gene Ontology annotation, cellular component: phagocytic vesicle; early endosome; recycling endosome. Gene Ontology annotation, biological process: regulated exocytosis. Gene Ontology annotation, molecular function: small GTPase binding.